AUGUUCGACAAGUUUACCAAAGAUAGUGGUUUGAUGACCGUUACCGAACUCAUCUCACCAAGAGUCGAGAUCACUGCUCAAUCCCUCACCCAUAUACCUACUGCACCAUCAGCGAACGACAACACCAAGAAUAGAUCAAUCCUGGAUUUGACUCAUUAUGAACCUGAUGAGCAAACUGACCUAACCCAAUCUGAUUUCAGGUUGGUGCUCGAAGUCGGUACCGAUGGAAGCUCAGAUCGGGUCUCUAGGGGCAGGUACACAUUUAAGGCUGUGGACGGACAGCCCAAGAUUGUCUAUAUGACUUAUAGACCACAGUCAGGGGGUGAUUCUAUGAUAGGCUUUGCUGGGCACUCUCCUACUCCUCAUAGUUGGGGAGAUCAUAGGUUCACCAUAAGAUGGGAGGGGACCGCAUUGGAUGAUGAGGACAACCCUGAUCACGGUAGUGGUGGUGCCGGGAACGGGAAAGGAAGUGGCUCUAGGUCUAGCAGACAAUGGCGUGAUCAUUUACCCUUUGGGCGAAGUUGA
Messenger RNA from Kwoniella botswanensis, 525 nucleotides. RefSeq lists its product as uncharacterized. Lineage: Eukaryota; Fungi; Basidiomycota; Tremellomycetes; Tremellales; Cryptococcaceae. The record is from RefSeq and is a predicted model, not a curated record. The transcript has a single exon. The coding region runs from base 1 to 525 and encodes 174 amino acids.